GAGCCUGAGGAGGUGUCUGCUGCAAGUUCCUGGCUGAUUCUGAGCUCACACCAUCCUCCGAGAGGGAGGAGGCUCAAGUGAUGCUGCUGCUGCCGCCGCCGCCGCCUCUACUGCUGGUACUCUAGUGGAGCUGGAAAGGGUGGUUCCUAUCGCACCAUCGCCAACCAGAGAGGGAGGGGAGAAAAAAAAAAUCCCAGCAGCGGCUGCUGAUGUUGGCUUCCGAGGCUGCAUCCGACGCGGUCACAAGGAAAAUGGAUUCAGUUUGUAGCCCUCCCUCCUUCCAGCAUCUUCUCCUGGUCUCAGCAUGGGCUUCUGGGGCAGCGGUUGAGAAGACCUUAGCAAGGAGCACCACGCAGUAGUUGCUGAAACCUCUCACUCCAGGAAAUGAAACAGUAACAUGGCAGUACCUGUUUGAGAGGAUUAAAAUCCAAAAGACUCCAUUUAGCAAGGAACAAUGUCCAAGAAAGGGCGAAAUAAGGGCGAGAAGCCCGAGGCACUCAUUGUCGCCCUCCAAGCUGCCAACGAAGACCUCAGGACCAAGCUGACAGACAUUCAGAUAGAACUGCACCAAGAGAAGUCCAAGGUAUCAAAGCUUGAAAGAGAGAAGACGCAAGAAGCAAAGAGGAUUCGUGAGUUGGAGCAGCGCAAACACACGGUCCUGGUGACGGAGCUCAAAGCCAAGCUCCAUGAGGAGAAGAUGAAGGAGCUGCAGGCCGUGAGGGAGAAUCUCAUCAAGCAGCAUGAGCAGGAAAUGUCAAGGACAGUGAAGGUGCGGGAUGGGGAGAUCCAGAGACUCAAGUCUGCUCUGUGUGCUCUCCGGGAUGGCAGCAGCGAUAAAGUAAGGACAGCACUCACCAUUGAGGCCCGGGAGGAGGCCCGGAAACAGUUCGAUGCAGAGCGCCUGAAGCUCUUGCAGGAAAUUACAGACCUGAAAACUGCCAAGAAGCAGGUGGAUGAGGCGCUGAGCAAUAUGAUCCAGGCGGAUAAAAUCAAGGCUGGGGACCUUAGGAGUGAGCAUCAGUCCCACCAGGAAGCCAUCUCGAAGAUCAAGUGGGAGUCAGAACGGGACAUUCGGAGGCUGAUGGAUGAAAUCAAAGCCAAGGACAGGAUCAUCUUUUCCCUGGAAAAGGAACUGGAGACUCAGACAGGCUAUGUCCAGAAACUCCAGCUUCAGAAGGAGGCUUUGGAUGAGCAGCUCUUCCUGGUCAAGGAGGCGGAGUGUAACAUGAGCAGCCCGAAGAGAGAGAUUCCAGGAAGGGCAGGAGAUGGCUCUGAACACUGUAGCAGCCCGGAUUUGAGAAGAAAUCAAAAGAGAAUAGCUGAACUGAAUGCUACUAUAAGAAAGCUAGAAGAUAGGAACACCUUGCUUGGAGAUGAGCGAAACGAGUUGUUAAAACGUGUGCGGGAAACCGAAAAACAAUGCAAACCUCUCCUGGAAAGGAACAAGUGCCUCGCCAAGAGAAACGAUGAACUGAUGGUGUCCUUGCAGCGCAUGGAGGAGAAACUAAAAGCCGUAACCAAGGAAAACUCAGAAAUGAGAGAGAAAAUAACAUCUCACCCGCCCUUAAAGAAACUGAAGUCUCUGAAUGACCUUGACCAAGCUAAUGAAGAACAGGAGACCGAGUUUCUCAAACUGCAGGUCAUUGAGCAGCAGAACAUCAUUGACGAGCUCACCAGGGAUCGAGAAAAACUCAUCCGUAGGAGAAAGCACAGAAGAAGCUCGAAGCCAAUCAAGAGGCCUGUUUUGGAUCCAUUCAUUGGCUAUGAUGAAGACUCCAUGGAUUCAGAAACAUCAUCCAUGGCCUCCUUUAGAACGGACCGGACACCUGCCACUCCCGAUGAUGACUUAGAUGAAAGUCUAGCUGCUGAAGAAUCUGAGCUACGAUUUCGACAAUUAACAAAAGAAUAUCAAGCCCUCCAAAGAGCAUAUGCCCUCCUGCAGGAGCAGACUGGAGGCAUCAUAGACGCUGAAAGAGAAGCCAAGGCACAAGAGCAGCUCCAAGCAGAGGUGCAGAGAUACAAGGCCAAAAUCGAAGAUCUGGAGGCGACACUAGCUCAGAAAGGGCAGGAUUCACACUGGGUAGAAGAUAAACAACUUUUCAUUAGGAGAAACCAGGAGCUUUUAGAAAAGAUAGAGAAACAGGAAGCAGAGAAUCACCGUCUACAGCAGGAACUCCAAGACGCCAGAGACCAGAACGAGCUGCUGGAGUUUCGCAACCUAGAACUAGAAGAGAGAGAGAGGAGAUCCCCUCCAUUUAAUCUACAAAUUCACCCCUUCUCAGAUGGUGUGAGUGCUCUGCAGAUCUACUGCAUGAAGGAAGGUGUCAAGGAUGUCAACAUCCCUGACCUCAUAAAGCAGCUUGAUAUCCUGGGUGAUAACGGGAACUUAAGGAAUGAAGAACAGGUAGCCAUAAUUCAAGCCAGCACUGUGCUGUCCCUGGCAGAGAAGUGGAUCCAACAGAUUGAAGGAGCAGAGGCUGCCCUGCACCAGAAAAUGAUGGAACUGGAAAGUGACAUGGAACAAUUCUGCAAAAUCAAAGGCUACCUGGAGGAAGAACUGGACUACAGGAAACAAGCUCUUGACCAGGCAUAUAUGAGAAUCCAGGAACUAGAGGCUACCUUGUACAAUGCUCUGCAGCAAGAGACUGUGAUCAAGUUUGGUGAACUGUUAAGUGACAAACAGCAGGAGGAGCUGAGGACGGCUGUAGAAAAAUUACGGCGGCAAAUGCUGAGGAAGAGCAGGGAGUACGACUGUCAGAUCCUCCAGGAGAGGAUGGAACUCUUACAGCAAGCCCACCAGAGAAUCCGUGACCUAGAAGAUAAGACAGACAUCCAAAAGCGGCAGAUAAAGGACUUAGAAGAAAAGAAAAAAAUCAAGAACACAGAUCAUACCCCCAGAAGGCAAAUGCUUUUAAACCUUCAAAGAUGGCAAAAUUGUUUACAUCGACAUAAGGGAAAUCAAAAGCUAAGAACUACCUACUCUGUAGCCAAGACUGUGCUUUAAAGCCGUUAUUCAAGAUUUCUUACUUGACAGUUUAUAAUGACCCUGUUGAAAAAUCUACAUUAUAUGCUGCAUUUAAUGAAAUGUGUGUAUGUCGAACCAGAAGAAGAGAACUAACUAUAAACGUACAGUGUGUAAAGGAAAAAUUCAGCAAUGAAACCAGUUUCAGCAGAUCAAGAGAAGAUGUGUCUUGGGCAUGGAACCAAAGUUACAAAGAAACAUUCAACUCCUGCUGUGCAGGGGGGGUCAUUUUAAUGUAACACCACACCCCAUAGAAAGACUAUUCCUGAAAAUAAACAUCAUUUUAAAAAAAACAAAAGAAAAAAAAAAACAAGGGUGGGCGGGGAAUGAAGCACGAGGAGUACCUAUGAGGAGCUAUUUACAAUAAAAUGUUUCAUUUGAAAAGUCUGGUUUCUUACUACAGGGAUUUGCUUUUCUGUCCUUAUAAUUGUUUUAAACUCAGGAACAGAGACGUCCAUGAUACGGAUGGAAGAAACAUUCUCCAUUUUGUUUCUCCAAAAGGUGGAGUUGGGGAUCAGAAGUGGAUCCCAGUUAUGCUACAAGCAACCAAGUCAAAGGACUCUGGGGAGUGUAACACGGGCUAUAAAUGGAAAUCUGAUGCUUCCUUGUAUCACAUGCCUGCAUUUCUCCACCAUGGACAGACUGGUCUCAUCCAUAUUGAAAAUGAUGAAGAUUAUACCCACAAGUUACAAACUCCCUAACUUAGCUCUGUCUAGAGCAUCAAGAUCUAUAGGGAACUAGGGCCAGAAAACACCUCUGCAUCUUCCAGUUUCAAGUUCAAAUUGCCUGCAAAUGAAUAAGCUGUCCAACUUGGGUAACAUCCUAGAAGUGAUAAGUCAAAUGCCAACAGUCGGGUUUGCCAGAGAGCUAUGGAUAUUAAGUAUCCUGCUAUACCCAAAGCAAUCUGAACUCUUGUCAUUUAGAACAAUGAAAUUAUUUUCUGAGAUAGAUGACAGAGACAAGAUGGGUCUACUUUUUUAGAAAGAGGUAACGUUACUGACACUGUGGUUCUUUACCACAGGCAGGUAGAAAACUCGUACUUCUCCUAAGUUAUGUAUUACUGAGUCUUGGAUUCAGCGCUGACAGUAAGUAUAUGUUCCUGAAAAGCUGAUUUUACACCUCAUUUACUGUAGAUAACAAGACAACCUCAAGUUUUCAAAUAUUCCAAGUUUUCUUUCGGGAGCUAGAAUUCCCAUGCAUAGAGAAUGUGUGUAGGGAGCCAGAAACUCUUUCUAGGAAAUGUUACACAAAUAGUUCCAUAUGUGAAUUGAGCAUAUUCUCCUUCAGUUUCUGCACUGGCAUUUUCCAAGCCAGAACAACAACCGAAAAAUCUACAAGACAAAACAGGAUGCUGGAGUCCCACAUUUCUGUCCUUGUUUUGAAUGCUUACCUACCCAAGUGUUUGGCCCAGUCACUGAGCCUCUCUGUGCCUCAGAUUCCUCAUCUGCAAAAUGGGGGUUAGAUGCUUUUUUUUUUUUUUUUUUUUUGGAAGGUUUUAUUUGCAAUUCUGGAACAAGAGGUGCUUAAAGUAGCACAAAGUGCUUUGUAACUGUUGUAAAUGCUAUAUUGUUUGACUUCCCUGUACAACGAAACAGUUACCGAGUUUGGUUCAAACAGCAUAGCAUUACUGGAGCUUCCCCAUCAAGCUACCUGGGACAUUGUUAGCAAUAAAUUGUGAGAUUCAAAACCACGAUGCUGAAUCAUCUAUCUCAAAUGGAUUGACUCAUGCUAUGUUAUUCCCAUGCUAAGCACCUCCUAUGCUCUCCCGAUUGCAUAAACACACCAUCAAACCAGACCCUGUUGCCAUCACAGGAGAGCCAACCAUGCAACCAAGUGUUGGCAAGAAGAGAAAGCAACCGAGAAACCCGAAUAUUUCUUUCAAGGAAUGCCAGAUGAUGUGUCCUAAAGCAAACAUAAAAAUCAGAGCUAUCCAAUGGACUCUUUGUGCAACUAAGGUAAGUUCCAGAUCAAACGCUAAAGAUUUAGGUUCAUCGUGCAGUUGAUGUGAAACAGGGUACUUAUACUAUGCCUGCCACCCAGCUAACUCUCAGUCAUAUGUGGAAAAAUACAAAUGACUUUUUUUUUAACCUCUUUAAUUACACUUCACCUACCAUUAUGGGGCCCACUUGAGAAAAUCCAUACUUUAUCUGCUCCAAACAUGCCUUUCUUCUCUCCUUUUGGCCCUCCCUAUCAAGAACCUGAUAGGUUAAUUUUAAUACCAGAGCACUACAUGUAAAUUAUUAUGAAUGUUAAUAAUAUGCCAUAUCUGCUUCCCUGCUGUUAGUUGAAUUGCAUCAAUCCCAUACUGAACUGUGAGAGCAGCGGCUGAUUGGUCAUCUCUAAAACUUAGACGUGUGUGUGUGUGUGUGUGUGUGUGUGUGUGUGUGUGUUGGAGAACAUUCUUUCUGUUUAAUAUCCAGAAUACCAAGGAAAUUUCUCUAGAUUGUGAGCUAAAUGGUGUUAUCUUUACCAAGUUUGGGUCAUGUCCUCAAAAUGAACGCUCUAAUAUUUAGACUAGGGAAUUUUGAAAGAUUCCAUCCAUAUUUACAAUUACAGCAAUGUUGAGAAAAUUGCAGGUGUGUGUUUUGCUCAUUUACAGAUCCAUGAAAAUGGAAUGCUUCCUUGCAUAUGAUGCUCAGAAAAGCCAAAAGAAUGUAACUUUAGUAAUAGAGAGAUCUGCUACGACUUUGUUUCUUAUUUUCCAAAAAGAUAAUUCCCACUUAUUUAAUUUCUGUAUCUAUACCAUCCAUAUACACUUGGCCAGAGAUUGAGGGAGAAUUAGCACAAUAAGAGUCCAUUUACCUAUGUUCUCUUAGCCAAGGACGCAUCUCUUUGAAACUGACUGGAGUAGUUCAAGAGGAAGAAAAGCUCCUAUUUAGCACUGCCGGCACAGUGACCUCACCAUGAGUGAGAAGAAAUGCAAAGACUCUGUGUGAUAACCAUUCUACAAAACACUGUCAUCAGCUUCACCAUCCCUUUUUAAAUAUCAUCUAACUUGUAUUUCAGAUGAAGAAUUAGGUUAGUGAUGAUCCUGUUUGACUUAGGUCUUGUCAGUUAAAUUGCUGCUAAAAGUAAGGUUUUAAGAAUGAAAGAAUACACUUGGCCUUGAUUUUGAUUUUUUUCUUCCAUCUAGAAAUAACUUCUUAUGCAAGUAUGUGGUUCUCCCCAGCUUAGGAGAUAGGGUCAUCUCUGGGAUCAGAAAGGGUUUCCACCCACUGUAGAAGAAAUAAAAUUUGCCAAACCAUUUGUGCUGCAGUAUUUUAUUUCAACCUGUGUAUUUUUCAUUAUUUACAUCAACCUUGUCCAGUUUUCUUCUGCUUAUUUAUUGUUAACUUUUUCUAUAAACCCAUUGUAAAAUUUGUAUGUUUAUAUCUUCAUUGUAAUUGAUAAGCACCUUAUUUUAAAAUGAUGCCUAUUGUUUUAACCUGCCUGGGUUUUCAUAGAAACUGUAAAAAGAAUAUCUGUUGGUUAUAUGUUGGUAUUUAAAUAACUGGACAGUCUCUGCAAUCUUACAUCAAAGUAGAUGACCAAUGUACUCUAUAUUAAAACAUAUAGUUGUAUAUUUUUUAUCUGUCAAAAAGUGGAGUGGAACACACACACACACACACACACACACACACACACACACACACACGAGUGUACUGGAAUAAGAAUUGUAGGAAUCAACUAUGUCAUUUGGGAGUCACAUUGCUUUUGUUACAAUUUAACUGCCCUUGCUCUCUCUCCACCUUUCCCUCACCUCCCUUCUUUUUUAUUUUUUCUAUGGUGGUGCUAGAGGUUGAAUCCAGGUGCCUGAGUAUUCUAGACAGCAUAGAGCCAUAUCCCAUCAGAUCCUUGCCCUGGUAACGUAAUAGGUUUUAGGGAUUAAACUUGAUCUACUAUUUGGAAAAAAAAAAUAAGUUUUGAAGUAUCAGUAAUGGAAGUAGAUCUUAGACGACUGUUUAUGGCCUGAGCUACUGCUUCCAGGAUGGACCCACACUCCUCUUCCAGUGAAUUUCUAUUCUGGAUGGGAAAAGAGACACAGGAGAAAGAUCUCCUUCCUGACUACUUUGUAAUUCCCAUACAGAAUACUGCCUAGAGAGUGGAUUCCAGACAUCGCUACAGAAGGACUUAGCAUGAUGGAAGAAUGGAGUUGGUCCUCAGGAUGCCUCUUUAAGGGCCAAAUUCUAUUAUUCCAUUUCAUAACUGAGCAGGGCAGGUCCUCAUUCCAUCCCUGACUUUAGCAGUUGAGUUCUUCCUAAAUAAAUCUUCUAUUGCUGGGAGAGCCUGAGUCCAAUUCUUAAUUGGAAUGUUAAAAGAUGUAUGUAAAGGGACAGUACCGGAAAAUGGAUUAUAAUUUACUACAUUCAUUCUGCUGUGUCAAACUCAGAGGUAUAAAUGAUUGACUUAAAUGAGGCUUUCUGUACCAAACUUUUUACACCCACCAUAUUUCCAUUUUUGUUAUCUACAGUCCUAUAGGGUGGCUGUGGUGGAGGCAAACAAUAUUGAAUCCCCUUUGCCCACUAUGAAGACUGCACAUACUUCCUAAAGGAUGUAUGAUCUCAUUUCCUAAUUAGGAGCAGACCUGGAACCUGUUAGAAACUGUAAUCCCUUGUUUGACUGACACCUCACAAAAUGUGCCUAUUUACCCACUAGCUACACUGUCUCCCCCACAGUAAAGCAGGUCGACAUCCAAACACUUAUAAGGUGUACUUAUUCAUGCAUAUGUAUUCUGUACACAGUAUGAUGGUGCAGGCAUCAAUAGAUAUGUAUCUCAGACCUGGACAGAGUACUUAGAGAAGAUGCUUUUCUGAUGUUGCUAGGCAACUUGCUUUUGUCUAGCAUAUGGUGUCUACACUCACCCUUCCUUGGCUGCCUCUUGGCUCGGCUGACCCACCUUCCACCAUUACCACUCUCUCCUGUUGCCUGUGAAUUUUCAAUGACUCAGUCCCCCUAAGCCAGAAAUUUUUAUUCCUAGAAUCUCAACAAAGAAAGCCAGCGCAAUUUACAGUAUUAAUGUCAGUCAAAGGUCCUAUGUUUUUUAUCAACUAAACUUGCAUCUCAAGAAGCUUUUGUGCAUGAUCUAACCUAUAGUGUCUAAUUCUGUUGGGACUUAAGUUUAGAGUGAAUAGGUUUGAAUCCACAACUCCUUGUGUGUCUACUGAGUUAGUGUAGCCAGGGAGCCUGUUUCCAAAGCGUCCCCCUGUUUUCAAAGGAAAUACAGUCGCCUGCAUUAGUCAGGGUUUUCCCUGUCUCAUCAGCAUGACUCUGUAGGCUACUUCACUGCUUACUCAUGAGAGGGAGGACAGAGCUGGUUGCAGCAGAGGGAUUAUGGGAAGUUCAUGGGACAUGUACAUGUACUGUAUGUAUCACCAUAGAGACUGGAAUCCAUUUAUUGUAUGUAAAGUUUUAUGAAUGGUUAUUUUAUAAUUUAUGUAUUUAAUAUAGCAAUCAAUGAAUUCUGGUGUUUUAGUUUCUAUGAAAAAAAUAAACUGCAUUUUUAAGAAAAAUAUUUACCUUGUAUUAUUCCUAGGAUUUUUUAAAAAUUAUAACUCAACUCAUAACGUUUUGUAAAAGCAGGGUGAGGCAAAUUAGGAUUAACGGCAUAAUUUUGUGAAAUAAAUUCAACAUCAAGAAUAGGAAGCACAUAUCUUCUCUUGUCAGUCUUUGGAAAUCUCAAAUUUAUGCUGUUUGGCGCAGGCACACUUACAAGGAGACCAAGGCAGGAUGUACAGCCUUCUGCAAAGAGCUGUAGUUCUUAGCAUCCCUUUUCAGAGGAGUGUGCCAAGUGCUCACUAUCCCAAUUCUAACCUUGCUUCCAUGUUCCCAGCUAUUUAUCCCUGCCCCCUGCUUUGUAGAGUUACCAGACAUGGUAACUGAGCAAGUGUGUUCUACAGGAGCAUCCGCCAUGUGUCAAAUUCUAUGUUCUAGAUGCUCUGGGUGAAAUUUCAUAGACCUUGCAAUCUGAUGUGGUGAAAAACCUAGACAGGCUUGAGGGGCUGGUCACUGCACAGGCUUUGAGUCAAAUCCUGUUCUAUGUUUUAUUUAUGCUCUUCCUGGCCAGGAAUUCUCUCUCAUUUCCCCCUCACCUACAUAUGUCUUACAGUUGCAGGUGUACCUUAGCUAUCACCUCCUUCAAGAAUUGAGUAUGUUUUUAACACUUGUUGAGGCCAGAUUCCUUACAGAUACAUGAAACCACUUAUGUGUAUAUAAGCUAUAACAAUAGAAAGGAGACUGGGGAAGGAAGGGCUGGCAGUUAGGGAAGGACGAGAGGGAGAGAAAGGGAUGGGAAAAGACGUGAAUAUGUUCAAAACUGUCUUUAUGAAACUCAGCACUAUGUACAAUGCACAUGCAUCAGUAAGAAACUUUGAAAAACGUGUUUGGCAGAGUAGCCUUUCCAUGGUCCCUGUGUCCUGUUGUGCUUUCCCACACAAAGUUACUGGGGUUGUGCCUUUUCAC
Molecule: messenger RNA, 9460 nt
Organism: Peromyscus leucopus (white-footed mouse)
Lineage: Eukaryota; Metazoa; Chordata; Mammalia; Rodentia; Cricetidae
Gene: Jakmip2
Product: janus kinase and microtubule interacting protein 2
Exons: 21
Coding region: 455-3004 (849 amino acids)
Molecular function (GO): kinase binding; microtubule binding
Source: RefSeq, a predicted model, not a curated record